AUGGAUGCUGUUCAAAAGAGAGUAUUGAAAAGUAACCCAAGCGAUUUAGAAAAAGAAAUAGCACAAUGUUUGUUAGACAUUGAAUUAUCUAGUUCUUCGGAUAUAAAAACAGAUGCUAAAGAAAUAAAAUUAUUAUCAUGUGAUUUAAUAGAAGUAGAAAAAUUAAAAAAGAAAACUAUUUUAAUUUAUAUUCCUUACAAAAUUUAUACAACCUAUGUAAGAAAAAUUCAAAGAAAAUUAAUUAAUGAAUUAGAAAAAAAAACGAAGAAAUAUGUUGUGUUAGUUGCAAAAAGAACUAUAUUAAAAGGAAAACAAAAAAAUAAAUCUUUCAAAAUUAUCCCAAGAUCAAGAACUUUAACGAGUGUAUAUGAUUCAAUCCUUGAAGAUAUUGUAUCUCCAAGUGAAAUUAUUGGAAAGAGAAUUAGCAUGAAAGCAGACGGAAAAAGAGUUUUUAAAAUUAUGUUAGACUCUAAAGAAAGACAAAGAGAUAACAUUGAAGAGAAACUUAUUAGUUUUGCUGCUGUUUAUAAAAAAAUUACUAGGAGAGAUGCCGUUUUCUCAUUACCACCAACAAAUGAAAAAUAA
This is a messenger RNA of Plasmodium reichenowi, 585 nucleotides long. RefSeq names its product 40S ribosomal protein S7, putative. Gene Ontology annotation, molecular function: structural constituent of ribosome. The coding region runs from base 1 to 585 and encodes 194 amino acids. The transcript is spliced from 2 exons. Gene Ontology annotation, biological process: translation; rRNA processing; ribosomal small subunit biogenesis. The record is from RefSeq and is a predicted model, not a curated record. Gene Ontology annotation, cellular component: 90S preribosome; ribosome; small-subunit processome. Lineage: Eukaryota; Apicomplexa; Aconoidasida; Haemosporida; Plasmodiidae.